AUUACAGUCAUGAGCCAGUGGGAAUAAUCUUAAGAUACAAAAAUAUGGGGUUCAUAACCCCUUCACCUUGGCACAGAUAAAAAUGUAUACCCUUGUGCUGGGAGCGACAGGUGAUUCAGAGGCCCUUUUGUGUGGGCUGGUAAAGGGCCAGCAUUGGUGAUUCAGAGGCUGUGCCCGGGGCAAGGCCGGUGAGUCCAGCAGCUGCAGGCUGACCUCCGGAAGCCCCCUCUCCCUCCGGGAGGUGCUGGCAACAGAUGUAGGAAGGGGCUUUGCUUUGUGAUGUCCACGUAUGAUGGGAACGGGGUUAAGUCCACUCUUUCAGGAAGCUCUGGUGACUGAAUCCAGGAAUGUGCAGCAUGUACUGGUGUGUGCAUUGAGGCAUUGGAGCCGGCGGCGUGGACCCUGGGCCAUCCCGGGACAGGCAGGGCUCACCCUCCCCACUCCGCUCUGUUUCUGGCUUGCAGACGGGUGGAACCAGCAGCUGUGUGGAGGCCUGAGCUGUGUGCCGGCUGGGCUGUGCAGACACAGAAGUUUGAGACUGCCUUUCCCCAAAGGAAGCUAGAGGCUCCUUACACUCCACUGCUCCCCGGGCCUGUCUGUGAAACCUGGCUCACCUGGCCCCCUUCACAGGUUUGGCUCAUGGUGGUCACGGGGCACUUUGUAACCAAGCAGCAUCCUGCGUUUUCCCAUUCUUAACAAACAGACUCCGAUUUCUGCCACCCGUGACUGCUGUAUAUAGGCCCUGGAACAAGUCAAGGGCUGAAAGUUCGGCCAAAAGUUUGUCUCUGACUCAGAAUCCCGUGUUCACCAAAGACCAGUUGGGGCUCCGUGGGUGCUGAUCGCCUUGCUUAUCUGGGUGUGUGUUAAAGCCCAGCUCUGCAGUACUUAAUUAUAUUCCGGGUGCCCCUAAUAAUAGCCUGCGAGUGCGAGAUGAGGUGUCUCACCUUAUGCCGCUCAGUUGAAGACAUUGGGGACUGUCGCAUUUUGAGACCCCAGACCUAUCAAGCACACAGAGAACAUGACACUGCUCACCCCGCCCCUGGCCACCCAGGAGUGGCCGCUGUCACGUGCGCAGUGCACCUGAGGUCUGAGCUGGCUGUGUGUGUCUGUUACAUUUUUCCCUCAGAGGAGAAAUCUGCAGGUUGAGGCCCGUCCCGCUCAGACCUGCCCAUGUCUCUGUGUCCAGUGGACUUUGAUCCAGGGGCCUAGGGUACAGCCAAGCCUUCUCUGCUGCCUUAGCCCUUUUCCUCCUCUGCGAUUGUCUCCAGUGUUUUGCAACUGUUCUGAUCUCGGGAAACGUCGUGUUUAAUUUGGAGCAUGCUGCCAACAUCCCCAAUAGGAUUUCGGAGGCAGCCGCAGGUUUCGGCGCUGCCGGGGGCAGAGCUUAGAGGAGAAGCUCAGAGCGGCCUCCGUGUUUCUCCUUUCCAAGCCGCUGAGGUCUCUAAGCGCCGGGAGGGUUGGAAGGGGAAGCAUUGCCCCGGGGUGGGGGUGGGGUGGGUGUCAGGAGCUCAACAGGCUCUGGAGGCAUCUCAGCCGGACUUGAGCUCUCCAACUCUUAAUGGCUUUUUAAUGUGUGAGCUGAAGUGUCAGGGAGCGGUCUCUUCUGGUUCUUUUUCAAAGCUGUCCCUGGAAAGCGGAUGAAAGAAUGUGGUGGCGGGGGCUGCAGCGGGUUUCCUCUCUCCCUUCUCUCCCCUCCUCUCCUUCCUGUCUCUGUCUCUCCCCACUCUUCUUCCUCUCUUUCUGUUCGCUUCCCUCGUCUUUCUCUCUGUCUCUCCCUUCUUUUGCCCUCUCACCUCUUCUUCUUCUCUGUCUCUCCUCUCCACGCCUUCUUCCUGUCUGUCUGCCUGCCUGUCUCUCUCUCUGUCUCUCGCCUUUUGCAGGGCUGGAUUUGGCAAGCACUCUUCCUGAGCACUGCAGCUUGGUGCGUUUCUACUCAUUUCCUGUUAAGCAGUACCCAGAGCUCCCUGAAUUCAGGCUCUGGGAGGACGGCCCUGUCUUCCUUUUCCUCUCCACUCCUAGAAAAACCUGCUGACCAGGCCCUGAGAGCAGGGUCACGGGGAGACCUCCUCACCACAGCAGGAAAAUGGACUGUUUCCUCCAUUGGACCUGACUCAGCAGCGGCCCACUGACCGCCUGGGAGAGGGCUCCCGCCUGUCGGGCCACAGUUCCACACCUGGCUGGUCAGUGAGAAGGUCGGAGGGGCCGAGGGGACCAAGCUGGACGAUGACUUCAAAGAGAUGGAGAAGAAGGUGGAUGUCACCAGCAAGGCGGUGACAGAAGUGCUGGCCAGGACCAUCGAGUACCUGCAGCCCAACCCAGCCUCGCGGGCUAAGCUGACCAUGCUCAACACGGUGUCCAAGAUCCGGGGCCAGGUGAAGAACCCCGGCUACCCACAGUCGGAGGGGCUCCUGGGCGAGUGCAUGAUCCGCCACGGGAAGGAGCUGGGCGGCGAGUCCAACUUUGGCGACGCAUUGCUGGAUGCCGGCGAGUCCAUGAAGCGCCUGGCAGAGGUGAAAGACUCCCUGGACAUAGAGGUCAAGCAGAACUUCAUUGACCCCCUCCAGAACCUAUGCGAGAAAGACCUGAAGGAGAUCCAGCACCACCUGAAGAAACUGGAGGGCCGCCGCCUGGACUUUGACUACAAGAAGAAGCGGCAGGGCAAGAUCCCCGAUGAGGAGCUACGCCAGGCACUGGAGAAGUUUGAGGAGUCCAAGGAGGUGGCAGAAACCAGCAUGCACAACCUCCUGGAGACCGAUAUCGAGCAGGUGAGUCAGCUCUCGGCCCUGGUGGACGCACAGCUGGACUACCACAGGCAGGCCGUGCAGAUCCUGGAUGAGCUGGCUGAGAAGCUCAAGCGCAGGAUGCGGGAAGCUUCCUCACGCCCUAAGCGGGAGUAUAAGCCCAAGCCCCGGGAGCCCUUUGACCUCGGAGAGCCUGAGCAGUCCAAUGGGGGUUUCCCCUGCACGACAGCCCCCAAGAUCGCAGCUUCGUCGUCUUUCCGAUCUUCCGACAAGCCCAUCCGGACCCCUAGCCGAAGCAUGCCGCCCCUGGACCAGCCGAGCUGCAAGGCGCUGUACGACUUCGAGCCCGAGAACGACGGGGAGCUGGGCUUCCGUGAGGGCGAUGUCAUCACGCUAACCAACCAGAUCGACGAGAACUGGUACGAGGGCAUGCUGGACGGCCAGUCGGGCUUCUUCCCGCUCAGCUACGUGGAGGUGCUUGUGCCCCUGCCGCAGUGACUCGCCAGUGCCCCUGCCCCGCCCCUCCGUCCACACUGGCCGGCACCCCCUGCUGGGUCUCCUGCAUUCCACGGAGCCCCUGCUGCCAGGGCUGUGUCCGAGCCUGCUGACACCACCUGGGCCCCGGCCCUUGAGGUACUCCCUGAGCAGGGCCCCACGCUUGGGUGGAGGGGCCUAUCUGGGUGGGUGGGGAUGCCUGUUUACACUAGCGCUGACCCCCAAUGGUGACGGCUCCCUUCCCCACUCCAUGGCGCCAGCCUCCGCGCCCAGCUGGCCGAGGCGGGGCAACACUAAGGUGCUCUUAGAAACACUAAUGUUCCUCUGGGGCAGCCCCCACCUCCGUCCUGACCCCACGGGGGCCCGGCCCACUGCCUACCCUCGAGUCCCGCAGCCUUAACAGGAUGGGAUCGAGCGUCCCCGUGGGGUGGCUCAGAGAUAGGACCCUGGUUUUAAAUCCCCUCCCAGCCUGGUGCUGGCGAUGGGCCUUGGCCUAAUGCACCCCCGCCUCACACAUGCACUCCUUCUCCCCAAGGCCAGGGCAGAGGGCCUCACUGCCUCCCCGGCCUGCUGUCAGCUUGCAGCUCGGGGACAGAGGCCAGCUGGGAUCUGCCCAAGGACAGAGAACAUGGUCUCUUGCCGGGCGCGGUGGCUCACGCCUGUAAUCCCAGCACUUUGGGAGGCUGAGGCAGGUGGAUCACGAGGUCAGGAG
Molecule: messenger RNA, 3948 nt
Organism: Nomascus leucogenys (northern white-cheeked gibbon)
Lineage: Eukaryota; Metazoa; Chordata; Mammalia; Primates; Hylobatidae
Gene: SH3GL1
Product: SH3 domain containing GRB2 like 1, endophilin A2
Exons: 10
Coding region: 2238-3239 (333 amino acids)
Biological process (GO): synaptic vesicle uncoating
Cellular component (GO): glutamatergic synapse; cytoplasm; presynapse
Molecular function (GO): protein binding
Source: RefSeq, a predicted model, not a curated record